Molecule: messenger RNA, 2457 nt
Organism: Silurus meridionalis
Lineage: Eukaryota; Metazoa; Chordata; Actinopteri; Siluriformes; Siluridae
Product: IgGFc-binding protein-like
Exons: 6
Coding region: 1-2457 (818 amino acids)
Source: RefSeq, a predicted model, not a curated record
AUGUGUGGUAUGUGUGGGAACUUCAAUGGGAAGAAAGAGGAUGACCUCACUACUCCCAUUGGACAUGUAGCAAACACCAUUCCAGAACUGGGAAAGAGCUGGAGAGUGCCAGGUUUACCAGGAGAAGCGCUCUGUCAAGAUGAGUGUCCAGGGCAGUGUCUGGGUUGUGAGGGUGUGUCAUGGUUCACACGCUUGAAUGCAAAAAUUAGCUGUAGUGUUGUUACCCUUCUCACAAAAGGACCUUUGCAUGACUGCAAAAGUGUCAUUGACCCCAAUGUGUUCUAUGACAAUUGCCUAUUUGACUACUGCAGUGGCAAAGAUGUCAGCAAUUUCUUAUGUCAAACUGCUCAGAUAUACACGGAUGCCUGUAAGCAAGCUGGUGUACAUAUUUAUGACUGGAGAGGCCUCUUAAAGUGCUCUAACCCUAGUUGCCCACCAUACAGUCACUUUGAGUCCUGUGCCUGUCCUGCCACCUGUGAGAAUCCCACUCCUUCUGCUGAAUGUAAAGCAAACUGUGUAGAGGCUUGCACUUGUGACGAUGGAUACUUGUGGAGUGGAGACAAGUGUGUCCCUAAGAAUCAGUGUGGCUGCAUGUACAAAAAUGGAGGUGAGGAGCGUUACUUACAGGCUGGAGAAACCAUCUGGGCUGAUGACACCUGCAGCAAAAAAUGUACCUGCAAUUCGAAUAAUGGUGAGGUCAUUUGUGAACACACAAGCUGUCCAAUUGGAACUGCGUGCAAUGUUGUUAAAGGAAUCAGAGACUGCCACCAAGUACCAAAUGCAUCUUGUAAUAUUUAUGGAGAUCCACACUACAACACAUUUGACAACACCACCUAUGACUUCAUGGGCACCUGCACUUACACUGCAGCUCAGAGCUGCCAUUUAGAGGGAACACAACUCACCCCAUUUACAGUUGUAGUAGAGAAUGAGGAAUGGACUGAAAUCCAAAAAACUCCAAAUGUCUCUAUGGCCAAGGUGGUCGCUGUGGAGGUCUAUGGCAUGACUAUAAUACUCCGAAGAAAUCAGAUACAUCAGGUCAUGGUUAAUGGUAUCUUAACCAACAUUCCUGUAAAUCUCAAUGAUGGGCAAGUGAUAGUCCAGCAAGAGGGCAAUCAUAAUGUAAUCAUUACAAACUUUGGUCUAAAAGUGGCCUAUGAUAUGGUUUAUCAAGUUAUCAUCACAGUCCCUGGCACAUAUGCAGGAAGGACCUGUGGCAUGUGUGGAAACUUUAAUGGUAAUAAGAAUGACGAUUUCUUGCUGCCAGACGGGAAAGAAACCAAAGAUAAAAAGAUUUUUGGAGCAGCAUGGAAAGUAGCAGUCCCUGGUGUUGUGUGUGAUGAUGGAUGCAGUGGUGAUUUCUGUCCAAAGUGCCCUCAAAAUGAGAAAGUUGUGUUUGAGAAGGACUGUAGUAUUAUUACCAACCCUGAAGGUCCAUUUGCUGCAUGUCACAGUAUAAUUAAACCCGAAUCCUACUUCAAAGAUUGUGUUUAUGACGUCUGCAUGAGUGAGGGAGAUGAACAUAUGCUGUGCCACAGUGUCGCUGCCUACAUGUCCGACUGCCAGACUUUUGGAGUCAUGGUUGAAAACUGGAGAACACCUACAUUCUGUCCGUUAACAUGUCCUCCCAACACUGUCUAUGAAAUCUGUGCAAAAGCAUGUGACACACCAUGUCCUGGCCUUUCUGGUGUGAUGAAGUGUAAUAUUCAGACCUGUGCUGAGGGUUGCAUGUGUAAACCUGGAUUUUUUAACAAUGGGACUGGCUGUGUUACAGCAGAUCAAUGUGGCUGCUAUGAGGAUGGACACACCUAUAAGAUUGGUGAGUCUAUCAUCACAGAGAACUGUCAAGAACGUUUGACCUGUCUUCCAUCUGGACAUUUAAAAAAAGAAAGUAUAAUUUGUGAAAGUAAUGAGGUAUGCGGAAUUAGGAAUGGUGUUCGUGGAUGCUACCCAAGGCAGUGCCGUUUGGAGGCUAGUGGCUCCUUUAGCCUUUUCAGUGGAGAAACCUGGGGCAUCACAUCUGUAGGAGCCUAUGAGCUAGUGAAAGUUUGUGAUGGUGCUCUUGAAGCUGAAUGGUUCAGAGUGGUGGUUGAGUUAGGACCUUCUGGAAGCGAAAGCAGUGUUCUGGCUGUGUAUGUCUACUUUAAAGACAUCUUUAUUACUGUCACCAGCAAGCAGGACACUUGGAUCAAUGGAAAACUUGUCACUCUGCCACAGCAGCUGAACAAUGAAGUGACGGUUCAGUUAACUAAAGAAACACUCACAAUUGAAAAGAAGGAUAGCUUGAGAGUGUCUUUUAGUCUUUCACUUGGCCUUGAAUUGAGCUUGAGUUAUGAAAUGUCGCAAAAGGUGUGUGGUGCCUGUGGAAGUGACAACAAAAUGUUCAAUGUCCAGCAUCAAGGCUUCGAUGAAUAUUUUGCUUUAUGGAGAGCAUCUGACUUUCCAAGUGCCUUUUGUUAA